Colletotrichum truncatum is the source of this 2079-nucleotide messenger RNA. RefSeq names its product amp-binding enzyme. Gene Ontology annotation, cellular component: endoplasmic reticulum; plasma membrane; lipid droplet. NCBI's taxonomy places the organism in Eukaryota, Fungi, Ascomycota, Sordariomycetes, Glomerellales, Glomerellaceae. The record is from RefSeq and is a predicted model, not a curated record. Gene Ontology annotation, molecular function: long-chain fatty acid-CoA ligase activity. Gene Ontology annotation, biological process: long-chain fatty-acyl-CoA metabolic process; long-chain fatty acid metabolic process.
AUGACGUGGCAAGGUAUCGGGCCGCUGUAUAUGGCGCGCAAACCUCCCUUCACCAUUGAGGCGCCUGGCUAUGAGCGUGUCCCGGGCGAAACCAUUCCGCGCCGUCAUUGGAAGGCCAAGGAUGGUCUCCGUACCCAACCUCAUCCCGACAUCCAUAUCAUGUACGACAUCGUGAAGCGUAGCGCUCGCAUCUACCCCAAUGAACCGGCUGUCGGUACUCGGAGUCUCGUGAAAUUACACAAGGAGAAGAAAAAGGUCCCUAAGAACGUCGAUGGUGAAGUCAGGGAGGUUGAGAGGGAGUGGCAGUACUUUGAGCUGUCCAAAUACUCUUUCAUGACCUACGCCGAGUUCCACACCUAUAUCCUGCAGCUUGCCUCAGGUCUGCGAAAGCUUGGUUUGGGCAAAGGCAGCAAGCUCCACCUUUUUGCUACUACUUCCGCGAACUGGAUGGCCCUUGCCCACGCAUGCGGCUCGCAGUCUAUGUCCAUUGUUACCGCCUAUGACACUCUCGGCGCCAGCGGUGUUGAGCACUCCCUGAUUCAGUCUGAAGCCGAUGCCAUGUACCUCGACCCUCACUUGCUCAAGACCGCGAGUGAACCUCUGAAGAAAGCCCACAACGUUAAAUUCGUCAUUUACAAUGAUAACUGCAUUUUCACCGAGGGCUCAGAGCUUGAUACGUUCAGGAAGACGAACCCAGAUGUCAAGCUCGUCAGUGUUGAGGAGGUGCGCCAGCUGGGCGAGGACAACCCCGUUGAUCCCGUAGAGGCAAAGCCCGAAGAUCUCUACUGUAUCAUGUACACAUCUGGUUCGACCGGUACGCCUAAAGGUGUCCCAAUGUCCCACGCCAGCAUGGUUGCUGCGAUUACGGGUCUUUUCCAUGGCGUCGAGGAUGCUGUUACCAGCAGUGAGUACGUGCUGGCAUAUCUGCCUCUGGCUCACAUCUUCGAGCUCGUUGUGGAGAACGUAGCCCUCUUCAUUGGUGCCACCCUCGGCUACGGAAACCCAAGAACCUUGUCCGACAACUCAAUGAAGAACUGUGCUGGCGACAUGCGCGAGUUCGGCCCCAGUGUCCUUGUCGGUGUGCCCCAGGUUUAUGAGACGGUCAGGAAGGGCAUCAUUGCCAAGGUUAACAGCUCUGGCCCUCUCAUCAAAAACCUGUUUUGGGCCGUCUUCAACUACAAGAGCUUUAUGGUCAAGCAUGGCCUGCCUGGUGCUGGUAGCGUUUUUGAUUCCAUCGUCUUCGGGAAGGUGCGCGAGCUCACAGGCGGUCGUCUUCGCUUUAUCCUGAACGGUGCGAGCGGCAUUGCAGACGGAACCAAGCACUUCCUUUCCAUGACUGUCGCACCUAUGCUGACGGGCUAUGGUCUGACCGAGACAGCCGCCAACGGCGCCCUCGGCGAUCCUCUCGCAUAUACUCCCAACGCCAUUGGCCCCCCGCCUCCGGCCGUCGAGGUUAAGCUUGUCUCCAUCCCAGAUCUGAACUACUCCACCGACUCGAACCCCCCUCAGGGUGAGAUCUACAUCAAGGGCCCCGCGGUGCUUAAGGAGUACUACAAGAACCCCGAGGAGACUGAGAAGGCCAUCACUAAGGAUGGCUGGUUCAAGACGGGAGAUAUUGGCGAGUUCAACUCUGAUGGUGCCCUCAACGUCAUUGACCGCGUCAAGAACCUCGUUAAGAUGCAGGGUGGCGAGUACAUUGCCCUGGAGAAGCUUGAGUCCGUCUACCGCGGCAGCCAGUUCGUGCAGAACAUCAUGAUCUAUGGUGACGGCGAGCACUCGCGUGCCAUUGCCGUCAUCGCCCCUAACGAGAAGGUUCUUACGGAGGAGGCGCAGAAGCUGGGCGUUGAUCAGCACGACAUGCACACGAACAGGAAGGUCGUUGAUGCCGUCCUCAAGGAUCUCGUUAGCGCUGGCCGCAAAGCCGGCUUGUCCGGCCUUGAGAUCAUUGCCGGCGUUGUCCUUGUCGAGGAGGAAUGGACUCCUGAUAGUGGCCUCGUCACUGCUACUCAGAAGCUCAACAGAAGAGUGAUUAAGGACAAGUACAAGCAGCGCAUGGAGGCUGCGUUCCCCAAGAACUAA